UUCCUGCCUGGCUGAAGAGCCUUCGCCUCCACAAGUACGCCGCCCUUUUCUCCCAGAUGACGUAUGACGAAAUGAUGGCCUUGACCGAGUGUCAGCUGGAGGCACAAAAUGUUACCAAAGGCGCACGGCACAAAAUUGUGAUCAGCAUCCAGAAGCUAAAAGAGAGACAGAGUCUUCUCAAGUCCUUGGAAAGGGUAAGACGGCUCAUCCUAGAAAACGUACGAGAUGUUUGCUAUUUUGGUGAUGUGUAUCGGCAAUUAAGGCUCUCUUUUUUGUCUGAAAUGUGUCUCUUGCAACUAAAUGGUUGACUUCAAAGUCAUUGCUUUGCUUCCU
Sphaerodactylus townsendi is the source of this 333-nucleotide messenger RNA. Its product is annotated as protein Smaug homolog 1-like. Gene Ontology annotation, cellular component: P-body. Gene Ontology annotation, biological process: nuclear-transcribed mRNA poly(A) tail shortening. The transcript has 2 exons. Bases 57 to 308 code for a protein of 83 amino acids. Gene Ontology annotation, molecular function: mRNA binding; translation repressor activity. The record is from RefSeq and is a predicted model, not a curated record. NCBI's taxonomy places the organism in Eukaryota, Metazoa, Chordata, Lepidosauria, Squamata, Sphaerodactylidae.